Molecule: messenger RNA, 11503 nt
Organism: Acipenser ruthenus (sterlet)
Lineage: Eukaryota; Metazoa; Chordata; Actinopteri; Acipenseriformes; Acipenseridae
Product: ubiquitin carboxyl-terminal hydrolase 34
Exons: 79
Coding region: 346-10992 (3548 amino acids)
Biological process (GO): protein deubiquitination
Cellular component (GO): cytosol; nucleus
Molecular function (GO): cysteine-type endopeptidase activity; cysteine-type deubiquitinase activity
Source: RefSeq, a predicted model, not a curated record
AAGAUCCGAAAGGGCGGAGGGAGGAGGGAGAUUGAGGCGGAAAGAGACGAUGUUCAACAAUUCCCCCCCUCUUCAAAAUGGCUGCCGUGUCUGCUGCCAGUGCUACUCAGCUUGGAGAGUGACUCCGAUUCACCCUUCCUUAUUCCUUCUCACUUCCAACGCAGCCUCCGAUACUUUGAAAAUAAAUCUCAUUUGCAUUUAUUCACCUCCCCCAUCUCCUCCUCCUCCUCCUCCUCCUCCUACCUUCAUCGUCCAUCGGGUUUUUUUUUUCAAAACAACCAGCUUCCAACACUCCUCUAAUCAAUCAACAAUUUCCAAUGGUUUGAAUACACUUUUUAAUGAACAAUGUGUGAAAACUGCGCCGAGCUGGUGGAGGUUUUAAAUGAAAUAUCAGAUGCAGAUAGCAGUGAUGGCUUGCAGCUAAAAAAGGAUCAUGCUCUUAGGAUAUUUAGUUACAUUAAUUCUUGGACCCAAAGGCAGUGUCUGUGUUGCUUCAAGGAAUACAAGCAUCUAGAAGUCUUUAACCAGGUGGUUUAUGCACUCAUAAACUUGGUAGUCGCUCAGGUUCAAGCGCUUCAGGACCAGCUUUAUAAGUCUUGCACUAAUGAUACUGAUUCCGAUUGGGCAGACGUGACUCAGCAGAGUGAUGAACCUGUUAAUGUGGAAAGAGAUUCCAAUGAAGAAGAUGGGGAGACUGAAGGACAAAAGACAACAGAGAGCAAGCCGGACAGCUCAAAGGCUUGUGGGAGAACGGGGGAUGUUUCAAAGAGCCCUGAUCCCUUUAGCGCUUGGAAUACAGAGGAGAAAGAAAAGCUGCUGUUAUGUGUGGCAAAGAUCUUUCAGAUCCAGUUUCCUUUAUAUACUGCGUACAAACAUAACACUCAUCCUACAAUAGAGGAUAUUUCAGCUCAAGAAAGCAAUAUACUAGGAUCAUUUUGUGACAUGAAUGAUGUAGAAGUACCUUUGCACUUGCUUCGUUAUGUUUGCCUCUUUUGUGGCAAGCAUGGCCUUUCACUCAUGAAGGAUUGCUUUGAAUCGGGAACCCCUGAAACUCUGCCAUUUCCAAUAGCACAUGCUUUUAUAACAGUUGUAUCAAAUAUCAGAAUAUGGUUGCAUAUACCUGCUGUUAUGCAGCAUAUAAUACCCUUCCGGACCUAUGUAAUAAGGUAUUUAUGUAAACUGUCGGAUCAGGAAUUAAGGCAGAGUGCGGCUCGCAACAUGGCAGAUUUAAUGUGGAGUACAGUUAAGGAGCCCUUGGACACCGCUUUGUGUUUUGACAAAGAGAGCCUGGAUCUUGCUUUCAAAUACUUCAUGUCUCCCACUCUAACAAUGCGGUUGGCUGGUCUGAGCCAAAUAACUAAUCAACUACACACCUUCAAUGAUGUAUGUAAUAAUGAAUCGCUAGUGUCGGACACAGAAACAUCAAUUGCAAAGGAGCUUGCAGAUUGGCUAAUCAAUAACAAUGUUGUUGAGCAUAUCUUUGGACCAAAUUUGCACAUUGAGAUCAUUAAACAAUGCCAAGUUAUCCUGAAUUUUCUCGCUGCUGAAGGGAGGCUUAGCACUCAACACGUAGACUGCAUUUGGGCAGCAGCUCAGUUGAAACACUGUAGUCGAUACAUCCACGAUUUAUUUCCGUCGUUGAUCAAGAACUUGGACCCUGUGCCACUUCGUCACCUCCUUAAUCUUGUGUCAGCACUUCACCCUAGUGCACAUACUGAGCAGACCUUGUAUUUGGCUUCAAUGCUUAUUAAAGCCCUUUGGAACAAUGCACUGGCUGCCAAGGCUCAGCUGUCCAAGCAGAGCUCUUUUGCUUCUCUGCUGAAUACAAACCUCCCCAUGGGAAAUAAAAAAGGCUCCCCUGCUGCUAGCCCUGAGAGUAGUGAUAACAGUGACACCCAUCACAGCGGCGGCAGUGACAUUGAAAUGGAUGAGCAGAUCAUGAACCGAGCGAAACGUGUGCAGCAGAGGCUUUCUGACACAGAGGAAUCCAUGCAGGGCAGCUCGGACGAGACUGCUAACAGUGGGGAAGAUGCCAGUAGUGGUCCAGGUAGCAGCAGCGGGCGUAGCGAUGGCUCCAGCAACGAAGUGAAUUCGAGCCACGCCAGCCAAUCAGCCGGCAGCCCAGGGAGUGAGGUCCACUCCGAGGACAUGGCCGACAGUGAGGCCCUGAAAGAAGAAGAGGAGGAGGAGGAAGAGGAAGAGAUAGAGGUAGAGAGGGGACGUAGCCCUCAGAAAGAGUCCAGGAACCCUGAGCUCAGGAAGAGGAAAUUGGAAUCCCACGCAAUCCCAAUUUGUCUUGGGGAGCCUCAGGGUGCCACAGACAGGUCAGGGACUAACAGUGGUACAGGCAAGGACCUUCCAUUUAAUCCUGAGGCUGUGUCCUCAGUGGACAGUAGGAUGCGACUGCUGGAUGCCAGCUCGCACCCAGAAGACCCCGACCAUGAUAUGGCUGAGGAAAUUAGCUCGACUCAGUUAUCACAAGGCUCCCAAGACCCUUGCAUUUCACGGCCUGGUGACUUCCUGGGCGAGGCGAUUGGCAACGAAUUGUUUAACUGCAGGCGUUUUAUUGGUCCACAGCAUCACCACCACCACCCUCACCACCAUCAUCCUCACCACCAUGCGCACGAGGGACACAUUGACGACAUGCUGAGUGCUGAUGAUGUGAGUUGCAGUAGCUCCCAAGUCAGUGCAAAGUCUGAGAAGAACAUGGCUGAUUUUGAUGGGGAGGAGUCGGGCUGUGAGGAGGAACUGGUACAAAUCAAUUCCCACGCAGAGCUGACAUCUCACCUCCAACACCUGCCUAAUUUAGCAUCAAUCUACCAUGAGCACCUUAGUCAAGGACCAGCAGUUCAUAAACACCAGUAUACUGGCAAUGCAAUCACUGACAUCAACUUGGAUAAUGUCUGUAAAAAAGGGAACACUCUCCUUUGGGACUUGGUUCAGGAUGAAGAUGCGAUCCAUUUAUCGGAAGGCUUGAUCAACGAAGCUGAAAAGCUGCUAUGUUCCCUGGUCUGCUGGUUCACUGACAGACAGAUUCGAAUGAGAUUCAUUGAAGGCUGCUUAGAAAACUUAUCUAACCAUCGGUCAGUGGUGGUUUCUCUCCGUCUCCUUCCUAAGCUAUUUGGUACAUUUCAACAAUUUGGAAGCAGUUACGACACACACUGGAUAACAAUGUGGGCUGAGAAGGAGUUACACAUGAUGAAACUUUUUUUUGAAAACCUUCUACACUACAUUCAAGAAGUAAAGGAGGAGCUACACAAAUUUGCACUGUAUGGUCACAGUGCAGAAGUACAGGUGCGCUUGCAGUUCCUGACCUGUGUUUUUUCCACACUUGGCUCGCCAGACCACUUCAGGCUCAGUUUGGAACAGGUGGAUAUUUUGUGGCACUGUUUAGUGGAAGAUUCCGAGUGCUAUGAUGAUGCUUUACAUUGGUUUCUGAACCAAGUCCGCAGUAAGGACCAGCAUGCAAUGGGAAUGGAAACAUACAAGCAUCUUUUCUUGGAAAAGAUGCCUCAACUGAAACCUGAAAUCAUCAGCAUGACUGGCCUAAACCUGUUCCAGCAUUUAUGUAACUUAGCCCGUCUGGCUACUAGUGCUUAUGACAGUGGCUCGAACUGUGAGCUGUGUGGUAUGGACCAACUCUGGGGCAUUGCUUUGAGAGCUCAGUCAGCUGAUGUCAGUCGAGCGGCCAUUCAGUAUAUCAACUCCUAUUAUAUAAAUGGGAAAACUGGUCUUGAGAAGGAACAAGAAUUUAUCAGCAAGUGUAUGGAGAGUCUGAUGAUGGCAUCGGGAAAUCUUGAAAAGGACCCUCAUUCCAGCCUAACAAUCAUUGAGAGGGGACUCUUAAUGCUAAAAACUCAUUUGGAAGCAUUCAGGAGGCGGUUUGCUUAUCAUCUGAGACAGUGGCAGAUUGACGGAAAAGGAAUCAGCAGCCACCUGAAGGCUCUCAGUGACAAGCAGUCUUUACCCCUGAGGAUUGUGUGCCAACCAGCUGGUCUCCCUGACAAAAUGACUAUAGAGAUGUAUCCAAGUGAUCAGGUGGCGGACCUGAGAGCCGAAGUUACCCAUUGGUAUGAGAACUUGCAAAAGGAGCAAAUGAACCAGCAAGCCCAACUUCAGGAGUUUGGGCAAAGUAGCCGCCAAGGAGACUUUCCUGGUGGCCUGAUGGGACCUGUGAGAAUGAUUUCCUCUGGACAUGAGCUGACCACUGAUUAUGAUGAAAAAACACUGCAUGAACUGGGAUUUAAAGAUAUGCAGAUGGUCUUUGUUUCCUUGGGUGCACCAAGAAGGGAGCGGAAAGGAGAGGGGGUUCAGCUGCCAGCCUCCUGCCUGCCUCCUCCUCAGAAAGAUAACAUUCCAAUGCUGUUACUGCUACAAGAACCCCACCUCACCACACUGUUUGACCUGCUGGAGAUGCUUGCCUCCUUUAAACCCCCUUUUGGAGAGAGAUCUGUGGAGGACACUGAGAGUGCUCGAUGUGAGGAGUUGCACCUCAAUGCUGAAAACCUGUCCAGGCGUGUCUGGGAGUUGCUGAUGUUGCUUCCUACAUGUCCCAACAUGUUACAGGCUUUUCAAAAUAUCUCUGAGGAGGGAAAUGAUGGACCUUGCUGGAAAGAUCUGCUAAGAAUAAAGAGCCCACAUAAACUCCUGUAUGCACUUGAAAUAAUUGAAGCUUUGGGCAAACCUAAUAGGCGGAUACGAAGAGAGUCCACGGGAAGUUAUAGUGACUUGUACCCUGACUCUGAUGACUCAAGUGAAGAUCAGAUUGAAAACAGCAAAAACUCCUGGAGCUGUAAGUUUGUUUCUUCUGGGGGGCUUCAGCUGUUGUUGGAAAUUUUCAAUUCUGCCAUUCUGGAGCCUAAAGAUCAGGAAUCCUGGACAGUGUGGCUGUUGGACUGCCUUGCCUGCCUUUUGAAGCUCAUCUGCCAGUUUGCAGUGGACCCAGCAGAUCUAGAUUUAGCCUAUCAUGAUGUCUUUGCCUGGUCGGGUGUAACAGAAAAUCACCGAAAACGGGCUUGGCCAGGAAAGUCACGCAAAGGAGCAGGAGACCACGUUAAGGGACUUCAUAUACCUCGUCUCACAGAGGUAUUUCUUAGUCUUGUCCAAGGAACCAACUUGAUCCAUCGGUUAAUUAGUGUUGCCUAUACAUAUGACAACCUUGCUCACAGGGUACUGAAAGCCCAAUCUGAUCACAGAUCACGCCAUGAGGUUACGCAUUACUCCAUGUGGCUCCUAGUUAGUUGGGCACACUGCUGUUCAGUGGUAAAAACCAGCCUGGCAGACAGUGAGCAUCUACAUGACUGGCUGAAGAAGCUCACUCUUCUUGUCCCUGAAACUGCUGUGCGACAUGAAGCCUGCAAUGGACUGUAUAAGCUGUCUCUGUCUGGCCUGGAAGGGGGUGAAUCUAUUCAUCGAUCAUUUUUGCUUCUGGCUUCUUCAACACUGCUAAAGUUCCUCCCUGAUGCUCAAGCUCUGAAACCUGUCAGGGUAGAGGAUUACGAGGAUGAGCCAGUGCUUCGAACUGGAUGCAAAGAGUAUUUCUGGUUGCUGUGCAAACUGAUAGACAAUAUUCAUGUAAAGGAUGCUAGUCAGACAACAUUGCUGGAUUUGGAUGCCUUGGCAAGACACCUUGCUGACUGCAUACGAAGCAGGGAGAUUCUUGAUCAGCAGGAUGGUAAUUUAGAGGAUGAUGGGCUGACAGGUCUGCUAAGGCUUGCUACUAGUGUUGUUAAGCACAAACCCCCAUUUAAAUUUUCUCAGGAAGGACAAGAUUUCCUGAAGGAUGUAUUUAAUUUGUUGUUUCUGCUGCCAAGCCUUAAAGAUAGACAUCAGCCCAAAUGCAAGUCACAUUCAGCAAGAGCAGCAGCUUAUGAUCUGCUUGUUGAAAUGGUGAAGGGCUCGGUCGAGAACUACAGGCUCCUACAUAACUCGGUUAUGGCACAGCACAUGCAAUCAUCUCACGCACCUUAUAAAUGGGAUUACUGGCCCCAUGAUGAUGUCAGAGCAGAAUGCAGGUUUGUGGGAUUGACAAAUCUGGGAGCAACCUGUUAUCUUGCUUCUACCAUCCAGCAGCUUUAUAUGAUCCCGGAGGCCAGGCAGGCCAUUUUUACAGCGAAGUAUGCUGAAGAGAUAAAGCACAAGACAACCCUCCUGGAGCUCCAGAAGAUGUUUACAUAUCUCAUGGAGAGUGAACGAAAGGCAUACAACCCCAGACCUUUUUGCAAAACUUACACCAUGGAUAAACAGCCCCUUAACACUGGAGAGCAGAAGGACAUGACGGAAUUCUUCACUGAUCUCAUUACAAAAAUUGAGGAAAUGUCACCAGACCUAAAAAACACAGUGAAAAGUUUGUUUGGAGGGGUUAUCACCAACAAUGUAGUGUCACUGGACUGUGAACAUGUAAGCCAGACUGCUGAAGAGUUCUACACUGUUAGGUGCCAAGUUGCUGAUAUGAAGAACAUCUAUGAGUCGCUGGAUGAAGUUACUAUCAAAGACACCUUGGAAGGGGACAACAUGUACACAUGCUCUCAGUGUGGGAAGAAAGUGCGAGCAGAGAAGAGGGCGUGUUUUAAAAAACUCCCUCGGAUCUUGAGUUUUAACACUAUGAGGUACACGUUCAACAUGGUGACAAUGAUGAAGGAGAAAGUGAAUACUCACUUUUCUUUCCCCCUGCGCCUUGACAUGACUUCCUACACUGAGGACUUUCUCAUGGGCAAGUGUGACAGGAAAGAUGGUUUCAGGGACGAGGGAGAAGCUAAGCCAGCAGAGAGUUAUGAGUAUGAUCUGAUUGGAGUAACGGUUCACACAGGGACUGCUGAUGGAGGCCAUUACUACAGCUUUAUCAGAGAUAUAGUCAAUCCGCAUGCUUACAAAAAUAAUAAAUGGUAUCUUUUCAAUGAUGCAGAAGUUAAGACAUUUGACUCGGCUCAGCUUGCCUCUGAAUGUUUUGGAGGUGAAAUGACGACCAAGACCUAUGAUUCUGUCACUGAUAAAUUCAUGGACUUCUCCUUUGAGAAGACCCACAGUGCCUACAUGCUGUUUUAUAAGCGGGUGGAAAUGGAGGAGGAGAAUGGAAAAGAGUGUAAAUUUGAUGUUUCUUCAGAUUUACUUGAGUGGAUCUGGCAUGACAACAUGCAGUUUCUUCAAGACAAGAACAUAUUUGAGCACACUUAUUUUGGGUUUAUGUGGCAAUUGUGUAGCAGCAUUCCUAGCACGUUACCAGAUCCAAAAGCAAUAUCUCUGAUGACUGCAAAGCUCAGUACAUCUUUUGUCCUGGAGACAUUUAUACAUUCAAAAGAAAAGCCCACCAUGCUGCAGUGGAUUGAACUGUUAACAAAACAGUUUAACAACAGCCAGGCAGCUUGUGAGUGGUUUUUGGACCGUAUGGCUGAUGAUGACUGGUGGCCCAUGCAGAUAUUAAUCAAGUGCCCAAAUCAGAUUGUACGGCAGAUGUUCCAGCGUCUUUGUAUUCAUGUGAUUCAGAGAUUGAGACCGGUACAUGCACAUCUCUUUUUAAAGCCAGGAAUGGAAGAUGGUUCUGAUGACAUGGAUGGCCCGGUAGAAGAUAUUGGUAGUCGCUCUUGUGUGACUCGCUUUGUAAAGACUCUGCUGUCUAUUAUGGAGCAUGGAGUGAAACCUCACAGCAAACAUCUCACUGAGUACUUUGCCUUCCUGUACGAAUUUGCCAAGAUGGGAGAGGAGGAAGUAAGUAGAAUUAGCCAGUUUCUUCUGUCAUUGCAGGCCAUUUCAAUAAUGGUGCAUUUCUACAUGGGGACAAAAGGACCUGAAAAUCCUCAGGUGGAAGUGUUGUCUGAAGAGGAAGGGGAGGAGGAGGAAGAGGAAGAGGACAUUCUGUCUUUAGCAGAAGAGAAAUACCGACCCGCAGCACUUGAAAAGAUGAUUGCUCUGAUAGCACUUCUUGUUGAGCAGUCACGGUCUGAAAGACAUCUUACAUUAUCUCAGAAUGACAUGGCUGCUUUGACUGGAGGAAAGGGCUUUCCGUUCUUGUUUCAACACAUACGAGAUGGAAUUAACAUCAGGCAAACAUGCAAUCUAAUCUUUAGCCUCUGUCGGUACAACAAUCGUCUUGCAGAACAUAUUGUUUCCAUGCUUUUUACAUCAAUUGCAAAGCUGACUCCUGAGGCAGCCAAUCCCUUCUUCAAGUUGCUGACCAUGCUGAUGGAGUUUGCCGGGGGCCCUCCUGGAAUGCCUUCGUUUGCCUCUUGCAUUCUGCAGAGGAUCUGGGAGGUCAUAGAGUACAAUCCUUCUCAAUGUUUGGACUGGUUAGCAGUGCAGACCCCUCGCAACAAGCUGUCCCAUAGCUGGGUGCUGCAAAACAUGGAGAACUGGGUAGAACGGUUUCUGCUUGCACAUAACUAUCCCAGAGUCCGAACUUCUGCCGCCUAUCUUCUUGUAUCUCUGAUUCCAAGCAACUCCUUCCGACAAAUGUUCCGGUCAACCCGCUCUUUACACAUUCCCACCCGGGACCUUCCUCUUAGUCCAGACACCACUGUGGUCUUGCACCAGGUUUAUAAUGUCCUCCUCGGGCUUCUGUCGAGAGCUAAGCUGUAUGUUGACGCUGUAGUCCACGGCACCACAAAACUAGUGCAGUACUUCAGUUUCAUGACGUACUGCUUGAUUUCCAAAACGGAGAAGCUCAUGUUCUCCAGCUACUUCAUGGAUUUGUGGAACCUUUUCCAGCCCAAACUCUCGGAGCCCGCAAUAGCCACCAACCACAACAAGCAGGCUCUGCUCUCCUUCUGGUACAACGUGUGCGUAGAUUGCCCAGAGAACGUGCGGCUCAUUGUGCAGAACCCUGUCGUUACCAAGAACAUUGCGUUCAAUUACAUCCUGGCAGACCACGAUGACCAGGAUGUGGUACUGUUUAACCGGGGGAUGCUACCUGCUUACUAUGGCAUCUUGCGCAUGUGCUGUGAACAGUCACCGGCCUUCACCAGGCAGCUGGCCUCCCACCAGAACAUUCAGUGGGCAUUCAAAAAUCUCACCCCCCACGCGAGUCAGUAUCCAGGGGCAGUGGAAGAGCUUUUCAAUCUCAUGCAGCUGUUUGUCGCUCAGCGUUCAGACAUGCGAGAGGAGGAGUUGGAGGAUAUAAAGCAGUUCAAGAAAACAACAAUCAGUUGUUAUCUGCGCUGCUUAGAUGGGCGUUCCUGCUGGACUACCCUUAUCAGUGCCUUUCGAAUCUUGCUAGAAACUGAUGAGGACAGAUUGCUUGUUGUAUUUAAUAGAGGAUUGAUCCUGAUGACAGAGUCUUUCAACACGUUGCAUAUGAUGUACCAUGAGGCAACUGCGUGUCAUGUGACUGGUGACCUGGUAGAACUUCUGUCAAUCUUCCUCUCUGUUCUGAAAGCCACUCGGCCCUAUCUGCAGAGAAAAGAUGUGAAACAAGCUCUGAUUCAGUGGCAGGAGAGAAUUGAAUUUGCACACAAGCUUCUUACCUUGUUGAAUUCCUACAGCCCUCCAGAGCUCAGAAACGCUUGCAUAGAUGUUUUAAAAGAACUUGUUCUUUUGAGUCCUCAUGAUUUUCUGCACACUCUCGUACCAUUCCUACAACAUAACCAUUGCACUUACCAUCACAGUAACAUCCCAAUGUCUUUCGGGCCAUACUUUCCUUGCCGGGAGAACAUAAAGUUGAUGGGAGGGAAAAACAACAUUCGCCCUCCUCGACCAGAGCUUAAUAUGUGUCUUCUGCCUUCCAUGGUGGAAACGAGCCAGGGAAAGGAUGAAGUUUAUGACCGUAUGCUGCUGGAUUACUUCCUGUCCUAUCACCAGUUUAUCCAUCUGUUGUGCCGAGUAGCUAUCAACUGCGAAAAGUUUACUGAAACCUUAAUUAAGCUAAGUGUCCUAAUUGCAUAUGAAGGUUUACCUUUGCACCUGGCCUUGUUUCCCAAGCUUUGGACUGAGCUUUGCCAGUCACAGUCUCCUAUGGCAAAGAACUGUGUGACGCUCCUGUGUGAGGAUCCAGCCUUUGCUGAGUACAUUAAGUGUAUUCUAAUGGAUGAGAGGACCUUUCUGAACAACAAUGUAGUGUACACCUUCUUGACCUGUUUCCUUCUCAAGGUUCAAAGUCAAGUGUUGUCUGGUUCCAGUUGUGCUAAUUUGAUCAACAUUCUUGUUACAAAUCUUAUUAAUGAAUAUCAUAAUCUCGAAUCAGAACUUACAAGCCAAAGAGUUGAGGUCUGCAAAACAAGUAUUAUUCUAAACGCGGAUCUACGGGCAUUCAUCUUAAUGCUUUCAGUACAUACCCCGAAACAGCUUGAUCCUGCCCUUAUCCCCACUUUGCAAGAUUUACUAAACAAAUGUAGAACUUGUCUACAGCAAAGAAAUGCCCAGGAACGAGAAGCUAAAGAGAGAAAGUCAAAAGAGGAUGAAGGUGCUACUCCAGUUAAAAGGCGAAGAGUUAGCAGCGAUGAAGAUCAUCCCUUAGAAAGUUGCUCCGGCGAUCUAAAAUCUGAACCAAGGGAGGCACUGACCCCGGCUAGCACUUCAGACACUGAGACGAGGGACUCUUCAGUUAUAGACCCAGGGACUGAGCAAGACCCCCCCACUCCUGAAAAUGUUUCAGUUAAGGAGGACAAAAUGGAGUCGAUAUCUUUGGUUUCAGAAAAUGCAGUGUUUUGUAGCAGGCCCUCAGAGGAGCAGGGGGAAGGAGAGAGUAAAAUAGAGGAAUGUAAAGAUGUGAAGGAAGAAAUGCAGGGCAUAAAGACUUCCAGUGUGGCUGAGGAGGACUCCGAGUUUCCCUCCACAUCCGUCUUCGCAAGUCUGUCUGACAUGGUGGACUUGAGAGGUUGUGAGAAUCAAACUUUGCUUUUACAGGAUCCAGAGACAAGUUUAACAGCCAGUUGUGCCCAUUCCAGAGGACUCUUUAAUUUCAUGCAGCAGCAUGACAUUUUAGACACUUUGUGUAGGACCAUUGAGUCUACAAUUAGUGUGGUCACAAAACUACCUGGGAAAGGAAACCGAGCUGCGUCUUGACAGUACUUCUAGCAUGUCUGCUUUUUAAGUAUUUUUAAAAUGCUGUUUGUACACUUUUUUUUUUUUUUUUUUUUUUUUUUUUAACUUCUGGCUGUUUGAACAGUUGCUCUGUGCUUAGGUUUGUCAAGUGAUCUUUCAUCUGCUUGAAUGGCAAUAGAUUAAUUUGCUUGAAGAUUCCUGGGGAAAAAAUGCAAAACCCCAGAUCUAUUUAAAGGGCAAGACCAUUUUUCAUUUUUAUUUUAUUCAGAGUUCUGUUGAAGUGAUUAUUUGUUCAAUAUUGCUUUAAGGGGAGAAGGUUUACAGAAUUUUAGUCUUCUCUGUAUGGAAUUUAAAUUUAUUGCAUUUUUACUGUGUAUAAUAUGGUGUCCUCUGUGCCAGUUUUGUACUUUACUAAAGAGGCAAAUUGCCUCAUAUUUCUGUGGUUCUUAUUAUCCAAACUAAGUUUACUUGUAAAUUAAACAACCAUAAGAAACGUGAUUCUGUUAAGAAUCCUUUCUAAAUGUGGCCUGGC